Molecule: messenger RNA, 2403 nt
Organism: Boleophthalmus pectinirostris (great blue-spotted mudskipper)
Lineage: Eukaryota; Metazoa; Chordata; Actinopteri; Gobiiformes; Gobiidae
Product: UDP-glucuronosyltransferase 2B17-like
Exons: 2
Coding region: 7-2382 (791 amino acids)
Molecular function (GO): UDP-glycosyltransferase activity
Source: RefSeq, a predicted model, not a curated record
UUACCGAUGGUUUUCAAUGUUCGCUGGAUAAACACCGGAGACAGCCAUUUCACGAUGGCACCUUCACCUUCUUCUUACGUUCCGUUGAUGGGAACGGAACUUACAGACAAGAUGGACUUCAUGGACAGAGUGAAAAAUGUCUUGUUCCAGAUAUUCACCGAAAUAGAGCUGCAGUUUUUCAUCUACCCGAUGUAUUCCAAUGUCAUGGCGCGACACUUCCCUCCUGGUUCUGACUUGUUGUCUUUGCAGCUCUCUGCGGACAUCUGGUUGGUAGUAGCAGAUUUUGUCAUUGAGUUCCCACGUCCGACUAUGCCCAACGUAGUCUACAUCGGUGGGUUCCAGUGCCAGGAACCCUCUCCCCUCCCAGAUGAGUUGGAAAAGUUUGUUGAAAGUUCCGGCGAUCACGGAGUCAUCGUAAUGUCCACAGGAACUUCCGUGAUCGCCUUACCUCGAAACACAACCGAGGCCAUCGCGGCGGCGUUUGCAGAACUCCCACAAAAAAUAAUAUGGAAGUACACUAGACAACCACCAACCACUUUGGGUAACAACACUUUACUGGUGAAAUGGUUGCCUCAAAACGAUCUCCUCGGACACCCCAAAACUCGUGUGUUCGUAACCCAUGGAGGCACCAACAGUAUAUACGAAGCCAUCUACCACGGCGUUCCUGUAGUAGGUUUGCCGUUGCUUUUUGACCAGUUUGAUAACGUGAUCCGGCUGCAGGCGCGUGGAGCUGCCAGGAUAGUUGAAGCAAAAUCCAUCACCAAGGAGUCCUUCCUGGAGGCGGUUAAGGACGUCGUAGAGAAUCCGUCGUACCGUGAAAAUAUUCAGCAUCUUUCAAAAUUGCAUCGUGACAAGCCAAUGACGCCAAUGGACACAGCCUUGUUUUGGAUUGAAAUGUGGACCCCCCUCUCCCUCACCUUGUGUGUCCUCUCUGCUGUGCUGCUCAGAUGCCCCGGUGGUGACAGCAGCAGGAUUCUGGUGGCCCCAGUGGAUGGCAGCCACUGGCUCAACAUGGAGCUCAUCCUGAGACAGCUACACGCCAGAGGUCAUGAAAUCACUGUGCUUCACUCUGCAAAGAGCUGGUACAUCCCUGAGAACUCCACUGUGUACACCUCCAUUAACAUACGUAUCCUGAAGGAUAAGGAGGACAUGGAGGUCUACAACAGAAUACUUAUAGAUGUCAUAGAAUGUCGUAAGAAGUCACAGUUCAUGAGUUCCUUUUGUCAAAAGUACAUUCUCACCCUGAUGUUAACAGACCCUGGCUUUCCCCUGGGCACAAUCCUCGGACGAUACCUCAAGUUACCGAUGGUUUUCAAUGUUCGCUGGAUAAACACCGGAGACAGCCAUUUCACGAUGGCGCCUUCACCUUCUUCUUAUGUUCCGCUGACGGGAACGGAACUUACCGACAAGAUGGACUUCAUGGACAGAGUGAAAAAUGUCUUAUUCCAGAUAUAUAGCGAAGUAGAGCUGCAGUUUCUCAUCUACCCAGCAUAUUCCAAUCUCAUGGCGCGACACUUCCCUCCUGGUUCUGACUUGUUGUCUUUGCAGCUCUCUGCGGACAUCUGGUUGGUAAGAGCGGACUUCGUCUUUGAGUUUCCACGUCCGACUAUGCCCAACGUGGUCUACAUCGGUGGGUUCCAGUGCCAGGAACCCUCUCCCCUCCCAGAUGAGUUGGAAAAGUUUGUUGAAAGUUCCGGCGAUCACGGAGUCAUUGUAAUGUCCAUAGGAACUUUCGUGUUCGCUUUACCUCAAAAAACAACCGAGGCCAUCGUGGCGGCAUUUGCAGAACUCCCACAAAAAGUUAUAUGGAGGUACAGUGGACAACCACCGACCGCUUUGGGUAACAACACUUUACUGGUGAAAUGGUUGCCUCAAAAAGAUCUCCUCGGACACCCCAAAACUCGCGCGUUCGUAACCCAUGGAGGCACCAAUGGUAUAUACGAAGCCAUCUACCACGGUGUUCCUGUAGUAGGUUUGCCGUUGCUUUUUGACCAGUUUGAUAACGUGAUCCGGCUGCAGGCGCGUGGGGCUGCCAGGAUAGUUGAAGCAAAAUCCAUCACCAAGGAGUCUUUCAUGGAGGCGGUUAAGGACGUCGUAGAGAAUCCAUCGUACCUUGAAAAUAUUCAGCGCCUUUCAAGAUUGCAUCAUGACAAGCCAAUGACUCCAAUGGACACAGCCUUGUUUUGGAUUGAGUACGUGAUUAGAAAUAAAGGCGUGCCCCAUCUUCAGGCGGUGGGCUACAGCUUGCCGUGGUAUUCCUACUUUUGUUUAGACGUAGUUGCAUUUUUGUUAGCCAUCGUAGUUGCCGUGGUUUGGUUUUCUAUGUUUUGUUGUAGAUUACUCUGCUGCAGGAGAUCCAAGAGGAAGUUAAAAGGAGAAUGAACACUGCAAUUACACUGCAUA